AAGACACGUGUCGAGCACAUUCUACCUUCGUGCAGCAAGGGAGGAAAUUUUCGCAGUUCAGUCUUUGACAAAUAGUAAAUUUUUCAUCAAAAUGUCGAGACCCAGAGUAUACUUCGACAUGUCUCUCAGCGGAACUCCUGCUGGACGUGUUGUGAUGGAGCUUAGGGCUGAUGUUGUUCCAAAAACUGCAGAAAAUUUCCGAGCCUUGUGCACUGGAGAGAAAGGAUUUGGAUACAAAGGGUCUUCAUUCCACCGUGUUAUUCCUGGCUUUAUGUGUCAGGGAGGUGACUUCACACGAGGAAAUGGAACUGGUGGAAAGUCAAUCUAYGGAGAAAAGUUUGCUGAUGAGAACUUCAGCCUGAAGCACACAGGACCAGGUAUCCUUUCCAUGGCCAAUGCUGGACCAAACACCAAUGGUUCGCAGUUUUUCAUCUGUACUGCAAAGACAACCUGGCUGGAUAACAAGCACGUUGUCUUUGGGUCGGUUGUUGAAGGAAUGGAUGUUAUUMAGAAGAUUGAAGGUGUUGGCAGCGAUUCAGGAAAAACAAGCAAGAAAGUUGUCAUUGAUAACUGUGGACAGCUUUGAUUUCCCAACCUUGUUUCAUGCAAUAAUAGUCAUUUUGUAACAGCCAUGAUAGAUACAGUACUUUUUUUUAUUGUAUUUGUUUUGACGUAUCACUAACUCUUUACUCCUUACUUUUAAGAAAUCAUUAAGAUAAAAAAAUCAUUGUUACAUGUAGUCACAAAUAUACAAAGUUUUGAUGUAUAUUUUCAAGGCUCGUACAAUAAUUCGUAAAAGCACUGCUUGCUAAAAUAAGAUUGUAACGCAGGACACUCAACUUAAUGAACUAUUAAAAAAUGUCAACUAAUAUAA
Molecule: messenger RNA, 874 nt
Organism: Exaiptasia diaphana
Lineage: Eukaryota; Metazoa; Cnidaria; Anthozoa; Actiniaria; Aiptasiidae
Product: peptidyl-prolyl cis-trans isomerase
Exons: 5
Coding region: 92-586 (164 amino acids)
Biological process (GO): protein peptidyl-prolyl isomerization; protein folding
Cellular component (GO): intracellular membrane-bounded organelle
Molecular function (GO): peptidyl-prolyl cis-trans isomerase activity
Source: RefSeq, a predicted model, not a curated record